Molecule: messenger RNA, 2410 nt
Organism: Bursaphelenchus xylophilus (pine wood nematode)
Lineage: Eukaryota; Metazoa; Nematoda; Chromadorea; Rhabditida; Aphelenchoididae
Source: the annotation of a GenBank genome assembly
AUGUUGGUGAGGUAUGGCUCACUAAUAAGUAGACGCCGUAUUUCAUUUUUUUCUUACCGAAAUUUUGUUUUCACACCUGGCUUGAACAAUAAAAAUGUAAGUUUCCUCUUUUCUUUACAUUUGCUUUUAGAGAAAUGAUAAGCGAAGAUUUAUCGUGCCAAAAACCCUAAAGAAACCAUUAACAGCAAGAAAAGGAGUUGAAGAUUUGGUGUUUCCCGUUGAAAUAAAUCCGUCUCAUCCAAAUGCUUCGGUUUCCAAUUUCGAACAUAAAGUCCUAAAAAGACAAGAAAUCUCAGCCAUUUUGGACAAGUUUUGCCGGAGAUCAGAGAUUAGAAGUGAAGCCGAAUCUCAUGGAAUAAACGAUAAAUUGUUUAUGAAAUGUUAUCAGAAGUUUAGAGAUAGAUGUUUGGAUCCAGGAGUGAGAGGUUCGAUGUUGGAAGUCAUUUUGAGUGACAUCAGAGAUUGUGGGCACAGUGUGGACCUUCUCUUCCCUCAUUUCUUGGAGCAUUCAAAAAGGAUAUUCCCUCAUUUGGAAGCUUUGGAAGAACUAAAACACAUAUCAGACCUUACUCAGCCUCACACUUGGUAUGAGGGAACUAGAUCUAUUCAUAGAAGAAUUAUAUUUCAUGCAGGUAAUCCUCAUAUAGAAUUAAUAUUUACUUUUUAGGCCCUACAAAUAGCGGGAAAACUUACAAUGCGCUGAAGGCUUUCAACGAAGCCGGGACUGGAGUUUAUUGUGGACCCCUGAGGCUCUUGGCAGCAGAAGUUUUUAGGAAGAGCAAUGAGUUAGGCGUUCCUUGUGAUUUGGCCACAGGGGAUGAUCGGCAAUUUGCAACGAGUAAUCAUGAGCCUGCCCAACAUCUGUCUUGUACAGUAGAGAUGUUAUCCCUCGAGAUGCAGUUUGAUGUGGCUGUUAUUGAUGAAAUUCAAAUGUUGAGAGACUCGCAGAGAGGCUGGGCUUGGACUAGAGCUUUGUUGGGUGUUUGUGCCAAAGAAGUUCAUGUGUGUGGAGAAUCAGCUGCGUUGGAUAUUGUCUGCAAAGUCCUUGAUCCAAUCGGAGAACAUGUCGAGGUCCGAGAAUAUGAAAGGAAAUCUCCUUAUCAUAUCAGCACUCAUGCCCUGAAGAACGUUAAUAAUGUUCAGGUAUGGGAUCUACUGAUUUUUCUAUUUGAACUUUAGGAUGGGGAUUGCAUUGUAUGCUUUAACCGAAAGCAUAUUCUGGCAGUGACAAGGCAGUUGGAACGUCUUAAUAUUCCCUGUGCUGUUAUAUAUGGAGCGAUGCCACCUCAGACCAAAUUGGAUCAAGCAGCACGUUUCAACGAUCCGGAUGACGCAACGAAUGUCCUUGUCGCGACAGAUGCUAUUGGAAUGGGAUUGAAUUUGAACAUUAAAAGGUGAGUGUUUGCUGCUCAGAUUUGAUUAUUUCUAGGAUUAUAUUUUUUUCAUUGUGUAAGAGCAGUGGAUUAAUCCCGAAUUAUCAUGCACUACAAAUAGCUGGACGAGCCGGGAGAUACGGAACUCAGUAUGCUGAUGGGAAGGUAACCACUUUCUUCGAGAAAGAUCUCGGUCUCCUCAAGGAUGUCCUUUCUCAGCCAGUUACUCCAAUUGAACAAGUUGGGAUAUCUCCAACAGCAGAGCAGAUUGAGUUGUUCGCCUAUCAUCUGCCGAAGGCAUCUUUUGUUAAUCUUUUGGACAUCUUUGUUUCAUUAUGUUCAGUAAGUUAGUAUUUUGACGUAAGUCCUCUUCAGGUCAGUGACGAUUAUUUCCUCUGUGAUAUCGAAAAUGUUCGGGAAUUGGCCUUGCUGAUCGACAAUAUUCCACUUGAUUUGUCUGUCAGAUUCAAUUUCUGUAAAGUCCCACUGAAAAACAAAGGCCCUCUGGGCACGUACUUCCAAAAAAUGGCCCGAAGAUAUUCUUCCGGAUUUCCGUUGACAGAAGAUUGGCUAGCUCAGAUGAUUGAAUGGCCGCCCAGUCCUGCCGAGACUUUGGCUGAUAUUGUUCAUCUAGAAGAUCUGUACGAUAUUUUAACAGCUUACAUAUGGCUUGGUCUGAGAUACGAGGUUGGUCAUAUUUGUCUUUUUUCAUUGAAGUGCGGGAUUCCAAAAACAUUGCGCCCAAUGGGAUUGUUUUUUGCGGUGGGACGCGCGGAUUUGGUACUGAAGCAAAGUUCCGCGUACCUCGGCGAAAAAACAAUCGCAUUCGGCGCGUCGUUUGGCGGACCUCGCACGUUAAUUUUGUUUAGUUUUCUAUCCCCCUCAUUUAGCACAUGUUCCCGGACGUUGAAGUAGUACAGAAAUGGUCGGCAGAAAUAACCGAUCUGAUCGGUGAUGGUAUCCAGCGAUUGAUAUCUUGCCAGCCCCAGAAGCACAGUCAUGUCACUACGGAAGAUUUCCCCGAUGACGAUUCUUGA